Molecule: messenger RNA, 5083 nt
Organism: Petromyzon marinus (sea lamprey)
Lineage: Eukaryota; Metazoa; Chordata; Hyperoartia; Petromyzontiformes; Petromyzontidae
Source: RefSeq, a predicted model, not a curated record
CCAACCCCUCCCCUCCUCCACCACCCCACCCCACGCGGUUGCCGUGACGCCCCGCGAUGGCGUUGCCUGGCAACGGGAGGCUGGCGGUCGGCGUUGCCGCGGCGACGCUGCUGGUGGCCGGCCUGGUGGUGUUCGCCGAGACGCCCGCGCGCUUCCUGCGAACGCCGGCCGACCAGGUGGGAGUGUCGGGCGGCGUGGCCUCCUUCGUUUGCCAGGCCACCGGCGACCCGCAGCCCAACAUCACCUGGGCCAAGAAGGGCAAACGGUUGACGUCCCAGCGCUUCGAGGUGAUCGAGUUCGACGGCGGAGCGGGCUCGGUGCUGCGGGUGCAGCCCCUGCGCACCGUGCGCGACGAGGGCUCCUACGAAUGCAUCGCCUACAACAACCUGGGGCAGAUCCCGGCCGCCGCCAAACUCACCGUGCUGCGCGAGGAGCAGGUGCCCGCCGGCUUCCCGCGCAUCGACAUGGCACCGCAGCUCAAGGUGGUGGAGCGCACGCGCACCGUCACCAUGCUGUGCGCCGCCAGCGGCAACCCGGAGCCCACGGUGACGUGGUACAAGGACUACCUGCCCCUCGACGUGGCGGCCAGCGACGGGCGCAUCCGCCUGCUUCCUGCCGGUGGACUGCAGAUCGAGAAGAGCCGUGACCUGGACCAGGGCAAGUACGAAUGCGUGGCCUCCAAUAGCCUGGGCACCGUUUACUCAACGCCGGCCAACCUGUAUGUCAGAGAGCUACGACCAGUCCGCCACGUGCCGCCGAGGCUGACGACGCCGCCGGUGAGCCAGGAGGUGAUGCCCGGCGCCAGCGUGAACGUGACGUGCGUCGCCACCGGCUCGCCCCUGCCCUACGUCAAGUGGAUGUCGGGCGGCGAGGACCUGACACCCGAGGAGGAGAUGCCCAUCGCGCGCAACGUCCUCGAGCUGAGCAACGUGCGCGAGAGCGCCAACUACACCUGCGUGGCGCUCUCGUCGCUCGGCGUGGUCGAGGCCACCGCGCAGAUCAGCGUCAAAGCCCUGCCGCGCCCGCCGGGCGCCCCCGUGGUGACGGAGACGACUCCGACGAGCGUGACGCUCACGUGGGACUCGGGCAACACGGAGCGCGUGAGCCACUACACGCUGCUCUACCGCCCUCGGCACGCCGGCCACGGCGGCGGCGCCACCACCACGGGGACGCGGGCGAGGCCAGCGCCGGCCGCGCCAUCGGAGCCCACGCCACCCUUCCAGGAGAUCGACACCGUCACGACGACGCGCUACACCGUCGGCGGCCUGGGCCCCUACUCGCAGUACGAGUUCCGCGUGGCGGCCGUCAACACGGUGGGCCGCGGCCCGCCCGGCGGCGUGACGGUGACGCGCACGGGCGAGCAGGCGCCGUCGAGCGCCCCGCGCAACGUGCAGGCGCACAUGAUCUCGUCCACGGCCAUGCUCGUCACGUGGGAAGAGCCGGAGGAGCCCAACGGGCACAUCCUCGGCUACCGCGUCUUCUACCACAGCAACGACGGCGACGGCGGCGGCGGCGGCGGCGACGACGAGGACGACGGGGACGACGAGGGGCACGAAAGCGGCAAGAACGGCGCCUUCACGCAGCAGCAGGAGCUGCACCGGGAACCGGUGCACACGUGGAAGCGCUCGGACACGAGCGACGUCAUGCUGGCCACGAUCCGCGACCUGACGCCGCAGGUGGACUACGCGGUGCGCGUGCUGGCCUACACCUCGGUGGGCGACGGGCCGUUCUCGCCCGAGCUGCGCAUACGCACGCAGGAGGGAGUGCCCAACCAGCCCAUCAACCUGAAGGCGGAGGCCGAGUCGGCGAGCAGCGUGCUGCUCGCGUGGACCCCACCGCGGCAGGAGGGCAUCCUCAAGUACGAGCUCGCCUACCGGCCCGGCGACGGCACCGCGACGACCGCGACCGCCAGCGAGCAGCAGGUGGUGACGUUCGACCCAACGAUGACGUACCUCCUGGAGGGCCUCAAGCCCAACACGCUCUACAGCUUCCGUCUGGCGGCGCGCUCCGGCCACGGCCUGGGACCCGCCACGCUGGCCGUCACAGCCCGCACCAUGCCCUCCACUUUCGUGAAAAAUUUCCGCGUCAAAUCGGUGACGCAGACCUCCGUGCUGCUGGUGUGGGAAGCGCCGGCGUCGUACAGCUCCAGCGAGCCGCUCAAGGUGGUGUCGAGCGACGGGCAGGCGAUUGAGGUGGACGGCUGGUCGGGCCGCAAGCGCGUGAGCGGCCUGCGGCCCGACACGGAGUACCGGCUGGGCCUGACGAGCCGCGGCGACAGCGCGGGGGCCCUGCAGCAGGAGGUGGGGGUCCGCACGGCCCCCCAACUCUUCAGGGGGGCUCGCCCCGUGCCGCUGGGCCGCGUCUCCGCCGACGGCACCAUCAGCCUCGACCUGCCGCAGCCUGCCGACGGCGUGCAGCUGCGGUCAUACUGCUUGGUGGUGGUGCCGCUGGCGCGGCAGAAAGGACGCUACCUGCGGCCGUCAGGAAGUCCCGAAGAGCUGGACCUGGACCAGCUGAUGGAGGAGACGACGCCCGGCGGCCGGCGCCGGCGCCGUCGUCGUCGACGGGCGACUCCUCGGGGUGCCGCGGCGGACGCGGCCGGCGGUGGAGCCGCGGCGUACGUGACGGCGCGCUGGGACGGGGGGCCGCCGCCGCCGCCCUCCGCCGGCGCCGGCGGCUUCGUGGUGGGCGACGGCGCCCGCCUGGGCGGCCACGCCAACCGCCCGCUGCAGGAGGGCCGCGCCUUCACCUUCUUCGCCAUGGCGGCCAUUGGCUCCCGCGACGCCCGCAUGUGGGCGGUGAGCGGCUACUCAGAGCCCGUGGUGUCCCCCGAGCCGGAGCCGCUGCCCAUCUCGGAGGAGGAGGAGGGGCUGCUGUGGGUGGUGGGGCCCGUGCUGGCCGUCAUCUUCAUCAUCUGCGUCGUCAUCGCCAUCCUCCUCUACAAGAGCAAGCCGGACAGGAAGCGCAGCGACUCGGACCCCACCAAGCCCAUCCUGCUGGGAGACGCGCGGCCGGCGGGCCGAGGAUCCUCCGGCGGGGGUGGCGCCGGCGCCGGGCCCGGCGGGACGGCGGCGCCCGCGGGCAGCGGCGGCGGCGGCGCCGGUGCUGCCGAGGCGUUCGGGAAGGAGAACGCGGCCGCCGCUCAGCAGCCGACGGACCCCGUGGAGCUGAGACGCAUCAACUUCCAGACACCAGGCAUGAUGAGUCACCCGCCCAUUGCCGUGGAGGAGCUGGUGGAUCACGUGGAGCGGCUCAAGGCCAACGACAACAUGCUGUUCGCGCAGGAGUACGAGUCCAUUGACCCGGGGCAGCAGUUCACGUGGGAGCACUCCAACCUGGAGGUGAACAAGCCCAAGAACCGCUACGCCAACGUCAUCGCCUACGACCACUCGCGCGUGCUGCUGGCGCCCGUGGACGGAGAGCCCGGGAGCGACUACAUCAACGCCAACUACAUGGACGGCUACCGCAAGCACAACGCCUACAUCGCCACGCAGGGCCCGCUGCCCGAGACCUUCGCCGACUUCUGGAGGAUGGUGUGGGAGCAGCGCAGCGCCACCGUCGUCAUGAUGACCAAGCUAGAGGAGCGCUCGCGGGUGAAGUGUGACCGCUACUGGCCGGCGCGCGGCUCGGAGACGUACGGGACGCUGACCGUGGCGCUGCAGGACACCAUGGAUCUGGCGACGUACUGCGUCCGCACGUUCACGCUGCAGAGGGGAGGCAGCGGGGAGCGGCGGGAGGUGCGGCAGUUCCAGUUCACGGCGUGGCCGGACCACGGCGUCCCCGAGUACCCGACGCCCUUCCUGGCAUUCCUGCGGCGCGUCAAGGCCUGCAACCCGCCUGACGCGGGCCCCAUGGUGGUGCACUGCAGCGCCGGCGUGGGCCGCACGGGCUGCUUCGUGGCGCUGGACGCCGCGCUGGAGCGCCUGCGCUCGGAGCGCACGGCGGACGCGUACGGCCUCGUCACGUGCCUGCGCUCGCAGCGCAACUACAUGGUGCAGACGGAGGAGCAGUACGCCUUCGUGCACGAGGCGCUGCUCGAGGCGGCCAGCGCCGGCGGCACCGAGGUGCCGGCGCGCUCCCUCCACGCGCACGUGCGCCGCCUCGCCUCUCCGCAGGCGACGCACGGGAUCACGGGCAUGGUGCUGGAGUUUAAGCGCCUGGCCAACACGCGCUUGAGCCCGGCGUGCUUCGUCAGCGCCAACCUGCCCUGCAACAAGUUCAAGAACCGCCUGGUGAACGUGCUGCCCUACGAGGUGACGCGCGUGCCCCUGCAGCCCAUCCGCGGCGUCGAGGGCUCCGACUACAUCAACGCCAGCUUCAUCGACGGAUACCGGCAGCAGGCGGCGUACAUCGCCACGCAGGGCCCCAUGGCGGAGACCACGGAGGACCUGUGGAGGAUGCUGUGGGAGCACAACUCCACCAUCGUGGUCAUGCUCACUAAGCUGCGCGAGAUGGGACGGGAGAAGUGCCACCAGUACUGGCCGGCGGAGCGCUCGGCGCGCUACCAGUACUUCGUGGUGGACCCCAUGGCCGAGUACAACAUGCCGCAGUACAUCCUUCGCGAGUUCAAGGUCACCGACGCCCGGGACGGGCAGUCGCGCACCGUGCGCCAGUUCCAGUUCACGGACUGGCCCGAGCAGGGGGUGCCCAAGACGGGCGAGGGCUUCAUCGACUUCAUCGGCCAGGUGCACAAGACCAAGGAGCAGUUCGGCCAGGACGGGCCCAUCACCGUGCACUGCAGCGCCGGCGUCGGCCGCACGGGCGUCUUCAUCGCGCUCAGCAUGGUGCUGGAGCGGAUGCGCUACGAGGGAGUCGUCGACAUGUUCCAGACGGUCAAGAUCCUGCGCACGCAGCGCGCCGGCAUGGUGCAGACCGAGGAGCAGUACCACUUCUGCUACCGCGCCGCGCUCGAGUACCUCGCGAGCUUCGACCACUACUCCACGUGAGCGGCCCUCGCCAUCGCCGCCGCCAUCGUCCCACGUGCCCAUCACUCGCCAACAUCACGGACGCACGACGAUGAGGAGGAGGAGGUUGGAGGAUGGAGGAGGAGGAGUUGAUGGAGAAGAAGAGGGAGAGAGAUGUU